Molecule: messenger RNA, 408 nt
Organism: Paramecium octaurelia
Lineage: Eukaryota; Ciliophora; Oligohymenophorea; Peniculida; Parameciidae
Source: the annotation of a GenBank genome assembly
AAUCAAUGGGUAUCUGCUGUUCUCGUACAAACAAAAAUACAUUCCCUUAAUAAAAAUACGAAAUUCAUCAAACAACAGAAGCACCAGCACAAGCACCAGCACAAGCACCAGCACAAGCACCAGCACAAGCACCAGCACCAGCAACAGAACAAGUAGGAAAUAAUGGUCAAUAUCAAGAAAUAGAUCUUGUAAAAGAACCUGUUAAGCCUCAAGUAACUUAAACUGAUACUCAAAAUCAAGAUGUGUAAAAUUUUAAUGAAGAGAUCUUCGUAAGUGAUAUAAUGAAGUCAUUUGAUGAAUUAAAUCAACUAUUUAAUCAAGUAUGUCAUAAUUUUAUUAUGUAGAUGGCAUAAGAAUUUGAUUCAAUAUCAUAAUAUCUAUAAUCAAUGUCUGGAUAUCAAGAGUGAC